Messenger RNA from Mustela erminea (ermine), 2192 nucleotides. It is a transcript of the gene ZCCHC4, whose product is annotated as zinc finger CCHC-type containing 4. The transcript is spliced from 14 exons. The record is from RefSeq and is a predicted model, not a curated record. Gene Ontology annotation, cellular component: cytoplasm; nucleolus. The coding region runs from base 17 to 1633 and encodes 538 amino acids. Gene Ontology annotation, biological process: rRNA methylation. Gene Ontology annotation, molecular function: zinc ion binding; nucleic acid binding; rRNA (adenine-N6-)-methyltransferase activity. Lineage: Eukaryota; Metazoa; Chordata; Mammalia; Carnivora; Mustelidae.
GGACGGUGGCGGGAAGAUGGCGGCACCCAGGGAGUGGCUGGGAACAGUAGAGGCAGAGGGGAUCGCGGGUCGUCAGGGAAGCUCGGGAGUGGAGGUGGUAUUUCCUUCCGAUCCCGCCACCCCCGCCCCGCUGUGCCCUCACGGACCCACUCUUCUGUUUGUAAAGGUGAACCAAGGGAAAGAAGAAACACGGAGAUUCUAUGCCUGCUCAGCCUGUAGAGAUAGAAAAGACUGUAAUUUUUUUCAGUGGGAAGAUGAAAAGUUGUCAGGAGCCAGACUUGCUGCCCGAGAAGCUCAUAACCAAAAAUGCCAGCCUCCUCUCUCCCGAACGCAGUGUGUGGAAAGGUACGUGAAGUUCAUUGAGUUGCCCUUGUCUCAGAGGAAGUUUUGUCAGGGAUGUCAGCAGCUGCUGUUGCCAGAUGACUGGGAGAAGCAUCAAGAGCACCGGGUGGUAGGUGAUAUUUCUAUCACCCAGUUGAAAAGGCCCAGUCAGCUUCUUUAUCCACUGGAAAACAAGAAGACAAAUGCCCAGUAUCUGUUUGCUGAUCGGAGCUGUCAGUUCUUGGUAGACCUACUUUCUACCCUUGGAUUCACAAGAGUCCUGUGUGUUGGAACACCGAGGUUGCAUGAGCUGAUCAGAUUGAAAGCAUCAGGUGAAAAGAAGUCUAACAUUAAAAGCCUUUUAUUGGAUAUUGAUUUUAGGUAUUCACAGUUUUAUAUGGAAGAUAGCUUUUGCCAUUAUAACAUGUUUAACCAUCACUUCUUUGAUGGAAAGGCUGCCCUUGAAGUAUGCAGAACAUUUUUACAGGAAGAUAAAGGUGAGGGAGUCAUUAUGGUGACAGAUCCUCCUUUUGGUGGCUUGGUUGAACCUCUGGCUGUUACAUUCAAGAAGUUAAUUGCUAUGUGGAAAGAAGGUCAAAGCCAAGAUAGCAGUCAAAAAGAACUACCCAUAUUCUGGAUUUUCCCCUAUUUUUUUGAAUUCCGAAUUCGUCAGUUUUUUCCAAGCUUCUGCAUGCUGGAUUACCAGCGCUUCCAUAGGACGUUUAUUUGUGUGGAUGAAGCUAUGAAAUAUGGAUGUAUGUUAGAGGUAGAUUAUGAUAAUCAUGCACUUUAUAAACAUGGGAAGACAGGUCGAAAACAGUCUCCUGUGCGUAUUUUCACCAAUAUUCCACCCAACAAAAUAAUCCUUCCUAGCGAGGAAGGGUACAGAUUCUGCCCUUUGUGUCAACGGUAUGUUUCCCUAGAGAAUCAACACUGUGAGCACUGUAAUUCUUGCACCUCCAAGGAUGGCAGGAAAUGGAACCAUUGCUUUCUCUGCAAAAAGUGUGUAAAACCUUCCUGGAUCCACUGUAGCAUUUGUAGUCACUGUGCUCUUCCAGAUCAUUCUUGCGGGGGCCCUAAAGAUGGCUGCUUUAUUUGUGGUGAAUUAGACCACAAACGUAGUACUUGUCCUAAGAUCACUACAUCUAAGAAAGUGAACAACACCUUGUUUUUCAGAGCUGUCAGAAAGCAGAAGCAAAGAAAAAGUAAUAAGAUGAAAAUGGGGACCACUAAAGGACAAUCCAUGAAUCAUACAUCUGUUACAAGGAAGAAGAGCAGGAGAGAAAGAGCCCAUCAAUAUCUUUGCUCUUAAAUGUCCAGUGACUUGAGAAUAAGAAAGAUUUAUAGUCCAACCUUUGAUGCCAUUUUCUGAAAGUGCCACACUGGACUUAAAUUCUUUCACUUUCAAAGGUAUGCACCUUUCUAAGGCAGAUAAUGGGCAGGUGGUAUUUGCUGGUUUAUGGACCCCUCUGCAGGCCCUCUGGAGACCUGGGGGAGGUGUUCCAUCCUGAGCUAGUUGACCAGAUCUCUCUGUAUGCCUUUUUUUUUUUCUCUCUCUAAUUCUCUCUGAAUCAUAUGAUUUUGGCCUCUUUUGAAAAAACGGGCAUGCAGUGUUCUUUUGUAGAAAGUGUCAGAAGAAAAAUGAAAGUGAAAACUUGAGCUCUUGUUUACAUUGAAUGCGGGUAUGUUAAAUUAGGUCCAGAAAUCUUUUAAGUUAAAUAUCAAAACAUUGUAUGAUGACUUAAACCCCACUUGUGAAGUAAAGUACAAUGAACAGUUAUUUUUAGGCAAAGAUGAUGGGAAGAAUUUUGACAAAACUAAAGAUAUAAAGAUUAUAAUUAUGAUUUUAUUAUUAAAUAUUUGUCUCUCAA